CUUUCCCUUUCGCUCUCCAUCUAACCAAACAGUUGUUCACUUUCACAUCAAAUUUUUCAUCGAUCAACCGACUCAAUAAAAACGAAAUUCAUGAAAAAUAAAUCACCUCCAAAAAUAAAUAAAUUAUAUAAAAAAAAUCACCACAACAAAACUCUCUGUUCCUCUUUCAUCUCUUCACCCAUCUCUCUCGUCUACACUUUGAAGCGAUCAUUUUUGUUUCCCUCUACAGAUCUCUGAAAUUGCUGAAUCGAAACCCCAAAUCUCUCUCUUUCUCUCUCUCUAUAUAGUUUGCGAUUAGUUUUUGUCCCUUUCAGUCCUUUCUCUGCUGAUCGGUUCGUAUGUCGAAUUGUUGAAGCUUGAUGAGAGUUGUCAUAGGGAUUUCGCAGAGUUACAGAUUUAUGGACGAGCGAUAUGCCUCAAUUGCGUAGCGGAGUUCGCAGAGGCAGACCUUCGAAGCCACCGAUUGCGAUCGAAAACGGUGCCGUUGAGAACAAGGAGGUGAGAGCACCACGGACUCGCCAGAGACGAACAGCAGUGUGUAAGAAGGAUAACGGGAAGCCACCGGUGGUCGUCGUUGACGCUGACGGCGACGAUGAUAGAGCUGUGAAGGUUUUGAGUCAAAAAGCGACGCCGCUGAAGGGUAAGGGUAAGGGUAAAGGUAAGGUUAAGGAGGAGAAGGAAGAAGCUAGGGUUUUGGGAGUGGUCGGUGGUGGUGGUGCUGAGGUUGCGGCGGCGAAGGAAGAGGUUGGGGAAAAGGACAUGGAUGACAAUGAUAGUGGUGGCCGGAGCGCCGAUAAGGGAGUGGCGGCUGAAGAUGAAGGGAGCACGGCUCCCCUUCCGGAAAGGGUCCAGGUUGGUGGUUCCCCAGCAUACAGAAUUGAAAAGAAACUGGGAAAAGGAGGAUUUGGACAAGUCUAUGUUGGUCGUCGCAUUAAUGCUCCUGUUCCACAUGAAAGAACUGGCUCAGGAGCUAUAGAGGUAGCGAUGAAAUUUGAGCAUAGAAGCAGCAAAGGAUGUAAUUAUGGACCACCGUAUGAAUGGCAAGUUUACAAUGCACUAGGGGGCAGUCAUGGUGUACCACGUGUACAUUACAAGGGCCGGCAGGGCGACUACUAUAUCAUGGUAAUGGAUAUGCUUGGACCUAGUUUAUGGGACGUUUGGAAUAACAAUUCCCACACGAUGUCUAUUGAAAUGGUUGCAUGCAUCGCCAUUGAAGCAAUCUCUAUAUUAGAGAAGAUGCACUCCCGCGGAUAUGUGCAUGGCGAUGUCAAGCCAGAAAACUUUUUGCUUGGACCACCAGGGAGUCCUGAAGAGAAGAAAUUGUUUCUAGUUGACCUUGGACUAGCUACACGGUGGCGAGAUACUUCUACUGGAUUACAUGUUGAUUAUGACCAAAGACCAGAUGUUUUUAGGGGAACAGUGCGUUAUGCAAGUGCGCAUGCCCAUCUUGGAAGAACUGGGAGCAGGAGGGAUGAUCUAGAAUCUCUUGCUUACACACUCAUUUUUCUUCUUCGUGGCCGGCUGCCUUGGCAAGGAUACCAGGGAGAGCAUAAAGGAUUCCUUGUUUGCAAGAAGAAGAUGGCAACUUCUCCAGAAACUCUUUGUUGCUUUUGUCCUGCACCUUUUCGGCAGUUUGUAGAGUAUGUGGUAAACUUGAAAUUUGACGAGGAACCUAACUAUGCAAAAUACAUCUCCCUCUUUGAUGGAAUAGUUGGUCCAAAUCCAGAUAUCAGACCAAUUAACACUGAUGGUGCUCAGAAGCUUAUAUAUCAGGUUGGCCAUAAGAGAGGACGGUUGAUAAUGGAAGAGGAUGAUGAUGAACAACCAAAGAAGAAAGUCCGAAUGGGAAUGCCUGCAACACAAUGGAUCAGUGUUUACAAUGCUCGUCGGCCUAUGAAGCAAAGAUAUCACUAUAAUGUGGCAGACUUGAGGCUUCCUCAACACAUUCAGAAAGGAAAUGAAGAUGGUUUAUUUAUUAGCUGCGUUGCAUCCUGUUCAAACCUGUGGGCCCUAAUCAUGGAUGCUGGAACUGGCUUCACUUCUCAAGUUUAUGAACUAUCACCCUAUUUCCUUCACAAGGAAUGGAUUAUGGAACAGUGGGAGAAGAAUUAUUACAUUAGUGCAAUAGCAGGAGCCAAUAAUGGGAGCUCGUUAGUAGUAAUGUCUAAGGGUACCCAGUAUUUGCAGCAGUCCUAUAAAGUCAGUGAGUCAUUUCCGUUCAAGUGGAUAAAUAAAAAAUGGAGGGAGGGAUUUUAUGUCACUGCCAUGGCCACUGCAGGAAAUAGAUGGGCAAUUGUUAUGUCUCGUGGGGCAGGAUUUUCUGAUCAGGUUGUGGAACUAGAUUUUCUGUAUCCCAGUGAAGGCGUUCAUCGGAGGUGGGAUGGUGGUUAUCGGAUCACAUCAACUGCCGCAACUGUGGACCAGACAGCUUUAGUUCUUAGUGUGCCGAGAAGAAAACCUGCAGAUGAAACACAAGAGACACUUAGGACUUCUGCAUUUCCUAGCACACAUGUCAAGGAGAAAUGGGCAAAAAAUCUUUAUAUUGCUUCUGUUUGCUAUGGUCGUACUGUUUCAUGAGCUACCAAAGUUUUGCUUGGGGAUACUCGCUGAGAUCUUCUCGAUUCCUCAGUCAUAUGAGCCAUGGGCCAGUUGUUAGGAUCUAUUCUCUGUUUGGGAAGAAAGCAUUACCUUGUUUAUAAAUGGCAACCUGGUUCAUCGUAUCAUUUGGGAGUUGAUGUAUGCAAAGCGUUACUUGAGCAUCAAUUUAUCAUAGAAUUCAUUACCAGCACUUGUGCACUGUGUUUCAACUACUGUUCAAAAGCUUCAAAGCUGAUGUCCCAGAUGGAUAUUUUUACUUAUUGUUAAAAGUUUGUAUAGUCUUGAACAAUAUUACUUGUUUGAAAGCAUGUGCACAGGUCAUGUUUUGAUUAUUUAUGAUAAUCCGGGAAACAUGCAAUCGAAAAUUUUGCGGUUGGCUCCGGACUUUUUUAA
Molecule: messenger RNA, 2991 nt
Organism: Cornus florida
Lineage: Eukaryota; Viridiplantae; Streptophyta; Magnoliopsida; Cornales; Cornaceae
Product: casein kinase 1-like protein HD16
Exons: 16
Coding region: 412-2577 (721 amino acids)
Biological process (GO): signal transduction; endocytosis; peptidyl-serine phosphorylation
Cellular component (GO): cytoplasm; nucleus
Molecular function (GO): ATP binding; protein serine/threonine kinase activity
Source: RefSeq, a predicted model, not a curated record